Penicilliopsis zonata CBS 506.65 is the source of this 2128-nucleotide messenger RNA. RefSeq lists its product as hypothetical. NCBI's taxonomy places the organism in Eukaryota, Fungi, Ascomycota, Eurotiomycetes, Eurotiales, Aspergillaceae. Gene Ontology annotation, biological process: positive regulation of DNA-templated transcription. The transcript has 3 exons. The record is from RefSeq and is a predicted model, not a curated record. Gene Ontology annotation, molecular function: histone binding; DNA binding. Bases 140 to 2065 code for a protein of 641 amino acids. Gene Ontology annotation, cellular component: SWI/SNF complex.
GAACGGUGGUGGUGUGGAGGAUGUUCAGACUACGGCCGCGGGCCAGGAUGCUCCUGCGGAUGAGACGCGCGCCUCAAGCCAUGCUUCCGAUGCUCCCGGCUCACCGAAACUCCUAGACGACGAUGGUGAAGAUGAAGAGAUGGGCGGGACAGACACGGUCCCCAAGACUGAAGGCGCUGCCGGUGACGAAGGCGCCGAGGUUGAUGUUGGCGCGGUGCCACAGGCUUCAGAGGACGCCGGUGACGAGCAACCAGCUCACGCCAAGGCAUCCCUCGAGGCCUCCGCCCGCUCGCAUCUCGUUGCGCAGACCCAUGCCAUCAUCCUUCCCAGCUACUCUACUUGGUUCGACAUGCACACCGUCCACCCCAUCGAGAAGAAGGCCCUGGCCGAGUUUUUCAACGGCCGGAAUCGCAGCAAGACGCCCGCCGUUUAUAAGGACUACAGAGACUUCAUGAUCAACAGUUACCGCCUUAAUCCUAUUGAAUACCUCACCGUCACUGCGUGCCGCCGAAAUCUUGCGGGAGAUGUCUGUGCGAUCAUGCGCGUGCAUUCCUUCCUCGAACAGUGGGGGUUGAUCAACUACCAGGUUGAUCCCCAAACCCGCCCCUCCAACAUCGGCCCUCCAUUCACAGGCCAUUUCCGAGUGGUUGCCGACACCCCUCGAGGACUGCAACCAUUUCAGCCCGGCCCUAACCACGUGGUAACGUCAGGAAAGCCCCUUGCUGCCACUGAUCGUGCUGCGUCGGCGACUCCUGCCACUAAAGCCGAUCUCAACCUGGAAAUUCGUCGUAACAUCUACGAUGACAAGGGUAAGGAGAUCACGCCUGCCGAGGACAAGGAGAAGCAACAAACAAAUGGAGAUGGUGUCGCCACGAACGGUGCCACCGGUGAUGUGACCAAGACCAUCGAGAACGCCGCCCGAGAGCCCGCAAAGAAGGCCCACUGCUUCUCGUGCGGUAUUGAUUGCACUCGGCUCCGAUUCCACUAUGCCAAGUCCACCCCGGCGACAGCAAACCCGAACGCCCCCGAUUCCAAGUAUGACCUCUGCCCGAACUGCUUCCUUCAAGGCCGGAUGCCGUCCAGCCAUAGCGCGUCCGACUUUGUCAAGUUGGAGGAUAAAUCUUACUCGUCCAUCCCAGACAAAGAUGCCCCGUGGUCCGACUCGGAGCUUGUGCUGCUUCUAGAGGGUCUAGAGAACUUUGACGACAACUGGGAUCAGAUCGCAAGCCACGUCGGCACUAGAACGCGAGAAGAGUGUGUCAUGAAAUUCCUCCAACUCGAAAUCGAAGACAAGUACGUCGACGACCUGCCGGGCACGCGUGCGGGUGCAGGCCGCGAGCCCAUCACUCAGAUGGAGAACCCCGUCCUGUCGGUGGUGGCUUUCCUGGCCCAGAUGGCGGAGCCGACGGUUGCUGCGGCUGCAGCUGGCCGGACGGUCGAUGAGAUCCGCCAGAUCCUGAAGAAGCAAUUGGAGAAGGGGACAUCAGCCGACGAUUCGUCUGAGCAAGCCAACAAGGGUAAGGAAAAGGAAGGCGGCGAAGGACUCAAGGCCGAAGACGCCAUGGACGUCGACAGCAUGACCACAAGCAAGACUGCAGUGGCAGGCCCGGACAAGACUUCUUCUGCCAAGCCGUCGCUCGGGACGGUUGCCCUAGCGACCUCUGCAGCGCGCGCGGGGGUGCUGGCCUCCCACGAGGAGCGCGAGAUGACACGCUUGGUCUCCGCCGCGGUCAACGUGACGAUGCAGAAGUUCGAGAUCAAGCUCCAGCAGUUCAACGAGAUGGAGGAGAUCAUCGAGGCAGAGCGGCGCGACCUGGAGCAGGCGCGGCAGCAGCUCUUCCUCGACCGGAUAGCGCUCAAGCGCCGCGUCAAGGAAGUGCAGGACGCCCUGCAGGCCAUCAGCCUCAAGGCCCCCGGCGAGGACACCACCAGCCUUAUCUCCGACAUCGCCGCCGCGGGCAUGGGCAACCGCUACAACUUCCAGCCUGCGGGCUCCGACCCGAGGACAAACGUCCAGCCGUGGAGUGCAGAGCCGGGAGCAGACUUCAAAGCACUUGAUCUGUAGAAACAAAACAGAAAGGAAAGACCGAAAAAAAAAAGAAAAGAAAAGAACCCGUCAAUAACUAUG